This is a messenger RNA of Zeugodacus cucurbitae (melon fly), 975 nucleotides long. Its product is annotated as cuticle protein 1. Gene Ontology annotation, molecular function: structural constituent of cuticle. The record is from RefSeq and is a predicted model, not a curated record. NCBI's taxonomy places the organism in Eukaryota, Metazoa, Arthropoda, Insecta, Diptera, Tephritidae. The transcript is spliced from 2 exons. The coding region runs from base 147 to 608 and encodes 153 amino acids.
GCCAACAGAUAUCACAGUACGACGCAGUACGAAAAACCAAUUGGAAGUUUAAAAAUUCCUAAAUAAUCUAAUUCAGUUUUUAUAGUCCGAUUGGCAAUUUCGUGUUGUUGUUUUUCUUUCAAUAAAAAAUAAAUAAAUUUUCAAAAAUGUUCUGCAAAUUGGCAUUCAUCUCCUCACUCAUCGCCUUGGCGCUGGCCAAACCACAACAUCUCCCAGCCGCCCAGUAUCCAGCUGGCGUAAAUCCACAGGACUGUCCCGGUUUCCCGAUCUGUGAUAACGCACGCCUACACAAUCCACAAGCGCACUGGGGUGCACCAGCGCCCGCUUGGCAACCACAACCCCAGUGGGGCGCACCAGCUCCCUCAUGGCAGCCACAACCUCAAUGGGGCGCACCAGCACCAUCAUGGCAAGGCGCUCCAGCGGCCAGUGCUGGUGGUGAUAAAUUCCCAGCUGGCGUCAAUCCACACACCUGCCCCAACUAUCCCUUCUGUGAUGUGAAUGCUGGUCAUGGUGCUGUCGCUGCGCCACCACUACCCGGCUGGACCGAACGUCAGUACCCUGCCGGCGUGUCACCACAUUCGUGCCCCAACUUCCCAUACUGCAACUAAACAAAACGUAUACAACACCGUCAAUCAACGCCAUCGCAACUGUAGCGUUAGCUUGGAGUAGCGCUGCAGCUGUGGCAGUGCGCGCCUACAGCCUGUCGGACGAAGUCCCGCUACCAGUAUCCCUAUAUCCAGAACAAAACAACACAAGAAAAAUUGAUUCCCUUAUACAGCCUAUCCACUGCCAAUGUCAACCAACCAACUUCAAUGUCAACUACCGCUUCCAUAUCAUUUUUGUUUUUGUUAUUGCCUUCUUACUACAGCGCCUGAAGUUCUCAAGUUCUCAAUACUAUUGUACAGCUGGAGUUUAUUGUUGUUGGUCCACCAUAAGUAAAUAAAAUAUGCAUUUGGAAUUUUAUUUGUCCUUAUA